GUGGACUGUCUGCCUGAGGUAUCCGCCAAGAACAUUCUCUCCCAAAGCGGCAGAACAGGGCUUAGGGCAUUCCCGCACACGACGACGGCCGGGCAGACACUAACGCACUAAGCGAAAAAUUCCACCAGGCGAUCUCGAAAAGAACUUCGAUCCGCAACCUCGAAGGACGACAACCCGACCAACCUCACCGUCGACAACAAUGGCGUCUCGUCCUACCGUCUCUAUCGCCUCGGCCGAGGGCAAGCCCACCGGGGCUACCGCUCCCCUCCCGGCUGUUUUCACCGCGCCCAUCCGUCCUGACAUCGUCCAGCAGGUUCACACCGGUUUGGCCAAGAACAAGAGACAGCCCUACGCCGUGAGCGAGAAGGCUGGUGAACAGACUUCCGCUGAGUCCUGGGGUACCGGCCGUGCUGUCGCCCGUAUCCCCCGUGUCUCCGGUGGUGGUACUCACCGUGCUGGUCAGGCUGCCUUUGGUAACCAGUGCCGUUCCGGUCGCAUGUUCGCUCCCACCAAGGUCUGGCGCAAGUGGCACCAGAAGGUGAACCAGGGACAGAGACGUUUCGCUACCGCCUCUGCUCUGGCCGCCUCCUCCGUCCCCUCUCUCCUCUUCGCCCGCGGCCACCGCAUCGGCAACGUCGCCGAGGUCCCCCUUGUCAUCGACUCCAAGACCUUUGAGAACGCCGCCAUCACCAAGACCAAGGCCGCCGUCGCCCUCCUCCAGGCUGUUGGUGCCGGCCAGGAGCUCGUCAAGGUCUCCAAGUCCCGCAAGCUGCGCGCCGGUAAGGGUAAGCUCCGUAACCGCCGCUUCCGCCAGCGCCGUGGACCCCUCGUCGUCUACAACCCCGAGACCGACGGCAAGGAACUCGUCCGCGCCUUCCGCAACAUCCCCGGCGUCGAGACCUCGUCCGUCUUCGCCCUCAACCUCCUCCAGCUCGCCCCCGGUGGCCACCUCGGCCGCUUCAUCGUCUGGACCUCCUCCGCCUUCGAAGCCCUCGACACCGUCUACGGCACAACCACCACCCCCUCCGCCCUCAAGAAGGACUUCCUCCUCCCCUCCAACCUCGUCGCCAACGCCGAUCUCGCCCGCCUCAUCAACUCCUCUGAGAUCCAGUCCGUGCUCCGCGCCCCCAAGGGCGAGGCCCGCACCAAGCGCGCCAACGUCCAGAAGAAGAACCCGCUCCGCAACAAGCAGGUUAUGCUCCGUCUUAACCCCUACGCUGCUGCGUUCUCCAAGGAGAAGCUCGGCCAGAAGCCUCUUGACGGCGGUAAGCCCGAGGCUACUUCGGCUGCUUUCAUCAACACUCUCCACGAGGAGUAGAUUAUGUUGUUAAGAUAGAAAGUAUCCGUCGCGGCCUUCUUCUUCGUUUUUAGGUGACAAAUGGUUAUGGUUGGUUUUUUCUCUUAAAAAUGGUAGCACCGU
Messenger RNA from Aspergillus calidoustus, 1420 nucleotides. The record is from the annotation of a GenBank genome assembly. Lineage: Eukaryota; Fungi; Ascomycota; Eurotiomycetes; Eurotiales; Aspergillaceae.